AUGGACGACCAAUUCGGAGGCCGCACGGACGACGAUCUUUUCUUCGACGAUUUCGAGCCUGUAAGCGGCCCCCAGGCCGUCGAAACCAUCGCAGCCCCUCCUCCCCCUCCCGCCGCCGUCGCGACGCCGCCUGUCGAGCCUCCCAAACCCGAACCAAUUGCGCCAAAACCUGUGGAACAGCCUCCUCCCCAACAACCCUCCGCGAAGCGGCCAUCCACUGCGCCCCGGGGUGGUCUCGCAAACUCGAGGUUCGCUGACAAGCCUGCCGCUGCCCCGCGCCCUCCCCGCCAGGCAGCCCCCGCGCCGACACCCCCGACCACGACCACGCCGACUCCUCAGCCGCCCGCCGGUCCCGCGGCGCAAACCGCGACAGCACCAGCGGGGCCUACCGUGCCCGCGGCCGCAGCAAAUACCUCGCCAGCCGCGACAACCAAGAGCGCAUCCCCCGCGCCUCACGCGCCCCGCGAAAAGCAGCAGCCGCCACCCACCGCGCCCACGGGUCCGGCCGCCAGCACCACCACCCCCGGCGCAACCCCCGGCGCAAACACAGCCCUCAACGCCGCGGCGCGUCUGGGGUCCGGCGCGAACCCGCGGACCAAGCUCACCGAGGCGGAGCUGGCGGCCAAGAUGGAGCAGAUGCGGAUCCUCAACGCCGAAAAGACGCGCAAGUUCGAGCAGGCCGAGCAGGACGAGCGCAGCCACGCCGAGGCGUACGCGCGCGGCAUGGAGGAGGCGCGGCAGCGCAGAAAGCUUGAGGAGGAGAGGCGGCGGCGCGGCGAGGAGGAGCGCAAGCGCAUGGACGACGAGCGUGCCAAGAACAGAGAGAGGAAGCUUAAGGCCAUGAGCAUGAAGGAGGGCGGCUGGGACGAGGGGAAAGACGCGCUUGCGCAGGAGGAGGAGAAGAGGGGGUUCCGCGGGGCGAAUGGCGGCGUUCGCGGGACGCGGUCUGGCGCGGGCCUCUCGGGAAGCAGAUUUGCGCGCGAGGACGAGCCUGGUGAUCGGUAUGCCGGCGCCGGCGAGGAGCGAAGAGGCGGCCGCGGCCGCGGUAGGGGUCGCGGUCAAGGGCGGGGUGGACGGGGAGGCCGAGGUGGAUACGGCAAUGAGCACGAGCGCGAUCCCGCGUCCAACGGCGCACCCGAGGCCAAGCCUGCUGUCGCGAAGCCCCCCGCGCCGGCGCCGGUCAUCAGCACCGAGGAGUUCCCUGCUCUGCCUGGGAAGACCACGGGCGGCGAUAUGUCGCCGCCAGUCCUGUCGCCUCUCGGCCGUUGGGACGACGAGAUGGAGGCAUUCGACGCCAAGUUGAAGAGCGCCGCUGACGCUGCGAAAUAA
This is a messenger RNA of Colletotrichum spaethianum, 1329 nucleotides long. RefSeq lists its product as uncharacterized. The transcript has a single exon. The record is from RefSeq and is a predicted model, not a curated record. Lineage: Eukaryota; Fungi; Ascomycota; Sordariomycetes; Glomerellales; Glomerellaceae. Bases 1 to 1329 code for a protein of 442 amino acids.